Molecule: messenger RNA, 792 nt
Organism: Dermatophagoides pteronyssinus (European house dust mite)
Lineage: Eukaryota; Metazoa; Arthropoda; Arachnida; Sarcoptiformes; Pyroglyphidae
Source: RefSeq, a predicted model, not a curated record
AUGAAAUUUCAUCUUAUUAUACUUGGUUUAUUAUGUUUACUAUUAGUAUUGGAAGUUAGCUGUGAUAGUAAAGGUGGAACAAAAGGUGGAAGUUCAGGAACUAAAGGAAAUCCAAAUGUACCACCACCACCAAGCAAAGGUGGUCGACCACCAACAAAAGGUGGUAAUGAUGAUAGACCACGUCCACCAGUAAAAGGUCCAAGACCACCAGAAAAACGUCCUUCAACAACAACAACAACAACUACUACUACCACCGAAGAACCUGAAGAACAACAACAACAACAAGAGGAAGAACAGCCAACUAAAGGUGGAAAAGAACGGCCACCACCAUCAAAAGGUGGAAGACCACAACCACCACCAUCAAAAGGUGGACGCCCAACAACAACAACAACAUCAUCGCCACCAACUAAAGGUGGUACAAAAGGUGGAACAAAAGGUGGCGUUAAACGACCAUCAUUUUAUCGACCAGAUAUAUUGACAUUAGAAGAUCAAAUUAUGAGAGGUGUUCAACAACCAAUACGACCAUCAAUGAUUGUACCAAAAUUAGCUCCUAGAAAUAUUCCACAACCAUUAUUACCAUCAACAAUACAUUUUCCACAUUCACGAUCAAUGUCAAAUAUGAUGAUUGAAGAGAUACCACAACAAACAAGAAUUAUGCCACCAACAAUGGCAUUGCCACAACCACAACCACAAUCAUUCAUAAAUGCAUGGAAUGUACCACGAAUGCAACCACAACAACAGCAUCAAUUGUAUUUGCAAAAUAUGCGACAAUUACCAAAUAUUAUUUAUUAA